Messenger RNA from Bicyclus anynana (squinting bush brown), 1364 nucleotides. It is a transcript of the gene OXA1L, whose product is annotated as mitochondrial inner membrane protein OXA1L. Gene Ontology annotation, cellular component: mitochondrial inner membrane. The record is from RefSeq and is a predicted model, not a curated record. Lineage: Eukaryota; Metazoa; Arthropoda; Insecta; Lepidoptera; Nymphalidae. The transcript has a single exon. Gene Ontology annotation, molecular function: membrane insertase activity. Gene Ontology annotation, biological process: protein insertion into mitochondrial inner membrane from matrix; mitochondrial respiratory chain complex IV assembly. Bases 129 to 1304 code for a protein of 391 amino acids.
UUCAAAAUGACAAAUGACAUUGACAUAUAGUUGUAACCUAUAAAAUUGUGUGUAUUAAUAAUUAAUUAUUUUAUUUGUGCACAAAUUGUUAUUAUUCACAAAACAAGAGGCAUAGGAACAAAUUUAACAUGUUUAAGCUGCUCAAUCGCCACGGCCGCCGGAGUGGCAUAGUUAACUUAUUUUGCGACAAAAAGUUCGAGGUUAGAAAAGCUAGAGUUUAUUAUUUUUAUUCAUCGGCCGGAUCAGUGCGAUAUGCUUCGACGGGGAAAAUUGUUCCCAUAGCGGAUAACAUUCCGGAACCGCCGCCUAUACCCGAGCCGACAGUUGGUGGGAUUACAGAGGCUGUGCAGUCUUUGGCGGCUAACGGGGAGCCUACGUUCGCCAGCCUGGGCCUCGGAGGAUGGAGUCCUGUAGGUAUGGUGCAAAACUGCCUCGAGUUUCUACACGUAUCCCUAGACAUACCUUGGUGGGGCGCAAUCGUCAUCGGAACUUGUGUAGUAAGACUGUUCAUGUUCCCAUUAGUUGUUAUAUCACAGAGAAACACCGCAAUCAUGAAUAACAACUUACCAGAAAUGCAGUUGUUGCAGAUGAAAAUGACUCAAGCCAGACAAAUAGGAAAUCAACUGGAUUCUGCUAGAUAUGCACAGGAAAUGAUGAUUUUUAUGAAAGAGAAAGGUUUAAAUCCUUUGAAGAAUCUUAUGGUACCUUUGGCACAAGCGCCGCUUUUUAUUUCCUUCUUCAUGGGCCUCAGAAGUAUGGCCAAUUGUCCUGUAGAGAGUAUGAUGCAUGGUGGAAUGUGGUGGUUCACAGACCUAACUGUACCUGAUCAGUUCUUUAUAUUGCCUCUUAUUACCAGUGCGACAAUGUGGGCAACUAUCGAGGUAGGGGUCGACGGUGGGCGCUUAGAAGCACAGAACAUGCAGCUAAUGAGAUAUGUCCUGAGGGCAAUCCCACUUGUUAUGAUUCCCUUUACAAUAAACUUCCCGGGAGCCAUUUUAGUGUAUUGGGUCUCAACUAACUUUAUAUCUCUCUGCCAAGUGGCUUUCCUUAAAAUACCAGCUGUUAGAGAGUACUUUAAAAUACCUCCACUGAUAACACAUAAGGCAGAUAAUUUGCCAAUAAAGAAGAAAGGAUUUGUCGAAGGUGCAAAGGAGUCUUGGACCAAUAUCAAAAUUUCGAGAAACCUUGCAGAUAGGCAGAGAGUUGACGAAAUGAUCUUCACUAAAGCAGGACAGGGUGCUGUGCAGAAAACCUUCAAAUAUGACCCAACAAAAGUAGCAAAAAUUCAAGCAAAACCUAAAUAGUUAAAUUUUAAUUAUAGUUUUAGUCUGUAGAUUAUGUAUUAAAUGUGUUGUAAAUAAUAA